AUGCCAACAUGCAGUUUACUUCAAAAAGAAAGAGAUAAGGUGAGGAGAAGAUAUGAAGACACUGCAGCAGAAAUAGAUGACAAGACAGAGCAGAAAGUAGAUAAGAGUGAAGAAAAUGUGAUAAUGAAGUUUCUUACAAAUACUUUAGGUCCUGCUCUCGGAAAAAAGUCAACGAAAAUAAUCGUCACAAUUGUUUUCACGGCUUACAUAAUUGGAGGUGUUUACUGUGUGCAAUUUCUGAAAGUAGGAGGAGAUAUUUCAAAAGUAUUUCAACCGACAUCACAUUCGUUUAAAACUCUAAAAUAUUCUAAUAAAUAUUUUUCAAGUUUUCCGUAUCAGAUAAAUGUUAUCAUCAAUCAGACUUUGGAUUAUUCGAAUCGAAGUGUUCAGAAGGAAAUUGAAACAAUACUGAACGAUUUCGAAACUGCUCCUCAUAUGGCUGGUUCGAAUUUCACAGAGAGCUGGUUAAAAGAGUAUCUGUCCUUUAUAAACAGUCCCGUUUCAAAGUUUUCUUUAGCAGGUCUGAAUAUGAGCAACUCGGAUGACUUUUUAUAUGGUUUAAAGAACGUUUACUUGAACAUAAAACCAGCAAGAAGAUUUAAACAUGAUGUAUUGUUUAGCAGUGAUGGUACCCAAAUUGUUGCAUCUAGAUUUCUCUUAGCAGCUCAUAAUAUAAAAAACGAUAUGGAUAAAACCGUUAUUUUGCAAAGUAUGUUUAAGGUUGCAGACAAUGCCAAGUAUCCGGUUUACGUGUAUAAUUUUUGGUUUAUGUUGUAUGAGUCAUACUUCAAUGUAACUUUGAUAUGUCUACAAACACUGUGCUUCACAGUUUUAAUAAUGAUGCUGGUAUUUAUGACAUUUAUUCCUGAUGUAAAACUCGUCAUAGCAUCUGUUUUAACAAUUGCUUCAAUUCAGUUAGGUAUUAUUGGUUAUAUGUCUAUAAUUAAAGUGAAUUUAGAUGGUACUUCGAUGCUGCUUUUAAUCAUAAGUACAGGAUUUUCUGUAGAUUAUAUGGCACAUAUAUCGUAUGCUUAUAUCAGCUGUACAGAAAAGGAUCCAAACAAAAAAAUUAUAAAUGCGUUUCAAUUAACAGGGUAUCCAAUAUUACAAGGUGCCCUGACGACAUUAAUCUGUGUAUUUGUUCUAUAUUUUGGACCGUCGUAUCAAUACGUGGUAACUUUUAAACUGUUUUCUUUAAUGAUUAUAUUUGCUCUUUUUCACAGUUUAUUAUUAGUACCUGUUGUACUUAGUUGUUUAGAUUUAUUGGCUAUUAAACUGCGCAAAAAAAGGAAAGAAAAUGGUGUUUUUGCACUUCAAAGUGCACUGAGUUAA
Messenger RNA from Centruroides sculpturatus (bark scorpion), 1332 nucleotides. Its product is annotated as patched domain-containing protein 3-like. Bases 1 to 1332 code for a protein of 443 amino acids. The record is from RefSeq and is a predicted model, not a curated record. Gene Ontology annotation, cellular component: cytoplasmic vesicle membrane; plasma membrane. The transcript has 2 exons. Lineage: Eukaryota; Metazoa; Arthropoda; Arachnida; Scorpiones; Buthidae.